AUGGUCAACGUUCUUUCGCUAUCUUCACUAGCGUUCUUGCCUUUGGUGUUUCUCUCGGUUUACGCGGAAAAUGAUUGGAAAACACCUUGUUUGAACGGUGUCUGUCAAUACUCCUUUACUGGAAGUAGCUCGGGUACUGUCAAAAUUCGGGGUUCUCCGGAUGCCAUUACUGAUAUCACGACCGCUGCUGGUUGGGAGAUUUUGAGUUGCUCUUCCGAUGCUUUAGCUCAGGAUAUUCGACUUGUAUGCCAAGGCGACGAGAACUCGGAAUCUGGAUGCGCACAUCUUUAUCAGAACAUCGGAGCUGAGGGGAAGAUCGUCCGUCUUCCAGAGAACUGUGGAAAGAGCGCUUUCGCCCGGGUCUCCAAAGCAUGGGUUUCAGAAGAUCAGUCUAUUCCGGCGACGGUUGCGAAGCGUCUCGUCAGGAGAGAUGGUGCCCCGCCUAUUGUGAAGGCUUUGCGUCUUGACACUGAUUUCGCUGCAGCUGACACACUCGGACCUGUCAACAUCACUAUUCAAGGAACCAAUUUCGACGACGCCGAUGUCGAAGGCGUGAAGCCAACAGCGGGACCUCAACGUCGACGGCGUUCCCGUUUCCGCCUUUUUAAACGUCGUAAUACUAACAACUUGUUUGGCAUUGACAAAAACAAAAUCGACUUUAACAAGACUGUCGACCUUCCUCCGUUCAGCUUGACCAAGAACGCGAAUCUCCUUGAUGCUAAAGUUUCCUGCCCAAAUCUUGACGCUGGUAUCAAGGUCGGCGUCGACAGCGAUCGCUCUGCACAAGUUAGUAUUGGUGCUGUUACCACUGGAAUAUUUCAGGACACGAUGCAAAGAAAUUGGGGAAUUCUUUUGCCCAUGAUGUUACUCUAGCUGUUUGGCCAUUUGUUCCACUCAACCGAGAUACCACCGGAACCCCACAAACUUGUUCAGUGUUCCGAGUCCGCUACAGCGUUGAUAACAUUGAGAUUCAGUAUAUCUGAUGCGGUCCAAAGCUGGCGUUGGAGGGCGACUGGGAGUUUUAAAAUGAAUAGUGUGAAGAGAGGGGGGGUUAUAAUCAUUGAGAUUCGAGUAUUUAUGUUCCGGAUAUCGAAUAUCAACGCAGUGAAGGUAUCUGCCAAGUUCGAGC
Molecule: messenger RNA, 1129 nt
Organism: Marasmius oreades (fairy-ring Marasmius)
Lineage: Eukaryota; Fungi; Basidiomycota; Agaricomycetes; Agaricales; Marasmiaceae
Exons: 4
Coding region: 1-873 (290 amino acids)
Source: RefSeq, a predicted model, not a curated record